Molecule: messenger RNA, 2130 nt
Organism: Mesorhabditis spiculigera
Lineage: Eukaryota; Metazoa; Nematoda; Chromadorea; Rhabditida; Rhabditidae
Source: the annotation of a GenBank genome assembly
AUGGAUGUUACUUCUCCAGAUAUCGAAACCUCGAUCAGCUCGCCGCCGGAGUCUUUCUCCGAUGACUACACGGUUGAUGACCCGUUGAUGGCCACUUUCCCGCUGCUCCAGGAGCAACUCCUACAAGUCAAAGGCCCAUAUGGUCACCAUCCGCUACAGGCCGUCUGGUCCUGCAGUGAGAUCGGGGCUUUCGCGCCGGCCCGUAAAAUCCUUCCACUCGACUCUCAACUUGAAGAGAAUGAGCCGUGCAGCAUCCUGAGUGUGACCCGGGGUCGUGAUAUGGGAACAGCCAUCAACAGCCGCUCGGACAACCCAACGGCGACUCCGUUUCAAUCGGUCGCCUAUCCGGUGAUCCGGAUGACUGCGUCUGUGAAGAAGAAAGCGAUGACGAUGAUGGCCGAGUACACGGCCCUGGGCCACCAUCUGAAGAAGGCGACGCCGCUGAAGGCUUCAUGGGCCCUGCCGAACGAGACCCCGGUGAUGUCGGUCAUGUUCCUCUUCGGCCAAUGCUAUCGUGAGAAUGGCGAGCCGGUGGCAAAGGUUCGCGUCCCAUCGGUCGUCUUCGAUCUGCAGAAGGGAAACGUCACCAAUCAGAAUGAUGUCCUCAAGAACAAGUGCAAUCCGUUGAAAGCCGUUCUGGACUACGAGCACAAGUACACCUCCAGCGGCUAUUCCACGUCUCCAUCGGUGAAUACGGCGCUUCGCUGUGUGCAUGAAGUCGAAGAGCGGGUAGAAGCUGGGCGCAAACUUGCUCCGAGCGACGUGGCGGACAUGUUUCGCGAAUUCUAUGGAGAAUCCGAGGGUUCAGAUGUGUCGCUUUUGGAAGAGCCGCACCAUUACCACUAUGCCACCCACCGUACCCCCGUCGAUUCUAUGGAGACCAAGUCCACUGAUGUCCCGAUCCAUCGCCUUCAUGACUUCAAGAAGGCCGGACAGAACAUUGCAGCCGGAGGAGAUCGCCCCGAGACGCCACAUCUUCUUCACCAUGCUCAUCACUACCACAAUUACGGCCAUCACAAUCAUCACAUGCACCCCCACGGAACGCCCUCCCCUUCUAACUCUUCCUACACCCCGGCUACACCGAUCGCCAACCAUCUGACCGGCCCGGCAAUCCAAUGGGACCUCGAAGAGGUGCUGACCGAUUUCCCAAAACAACUCAAAGAUUCGGCCAACAAUCAAUUCGCCACGGUCCAGCGGCCUUUGCCGCUCCUUGAUGGUCUGUCUAUUGGAAAUGGUCCCCUGCUCUCAACGAAGAUCGCCACCACGAGCCACGACCUCACCAUCGAGUCCGGCUCCUUGGAUGAUUCUGUGUUCUACCGCCCGGCCCACGACGUGGAGAAGCAGCUCGACGGGCGGGAGAGCGAUCCCGAUCUUUCCGGCUCCCCUACGUCGGUUCCGUUGUCGAUCGGAGGCUCUCAGAUUGCUGUUUCAUCGGAAUCGCUUGUAUUUGAGGAUGACGGGAUGCCGGCAAUCGUGGAGAGCUCGUUGCGCUCAAUGGCCCUGAUUCCCAUCCGCUCAUCGUGCGGCGAAGCCAGCGCCGACCAUCUCGGUUUGUCGCCGUUGAUGGGCGAGCAGCAGGAGGAGCUGACGCGUACCGCCAACCCGGUCGAAGUCGACUUCAUGGCCCGGCCGGAGAGGCUGUCGUCCGACACUGGCUUCUGCAGCCCCUACAACAGCCAGCCCAGUAUCACCAGCACUUUCUUCAACUCCAACGCGUGCAGUUCGUGGAACUCGAAGGUGUCGACGGGCUUUGCCGGCAUCCGUCCGGCCGUUACGACCAGUGUGGACAGUGUGGAAGCUCGUUCUCUGACGCGCACCUCGGAAAGUGACACGUUCCAGACGAUCACCCUGGAUGAACACACCCACAGCAUGCACAUCAUGUCUUCCAGGAGUGAUCCGGUGGUCUAUACCCUUGCUGAUUUGGACGUCGUCGACCGGAAGCAACACAUUGACAAGAAAUCUCGCUCAUGGCUGGCCACCGGACUGUUUGGCUGCCUCCUCUUCCGCUUCAUUCCGAUGUGGAUCAAACACCUGGCCUGCACCCGCCGUCGCCCCCGUGGCAUCAGCGCCUCGACCUCCCGCGCGGAUACGGCCGGCUCGGCACGCCCGGACUCGAGCGGUGAAUCGAUG